CAACAGUAGCCUGAAGCUCCUUCCUCCCGCUCUCUGUGCUAAAAGUACUCUCUCUUUGCCACUGGCUGUAGCUUUCAGAUCAGCUUCUCAAGUUAGACAUUUUCAGUUAAAUCAAACUGGAAAUUGGAUACUAUCCAAGUCUUUAUAAAUGUCUUCCUGCAUUUUCCCCUCGGUUUCUACUCAUAAUUGAGUGAGGAAACUGUUCAGAAACACUAGAAUGCAAACUCUCUGUGUGAGGAGAUUGUGGGGUUCAGGACAAGUGUCCCGGCUUGUUAAAGGUACAAACAUAAAUAGAUCUGCGGGGCGACUGCAACACACAAAGGUAAUGGAGGACGACAAGCCAUGGGCUCUGAUCUCAGGGGCGAGUGAACCAGGUUUUGUUGAAAACUUAACCCCCAUAACAAAACACUUCCAGAUCCUCUGCUACAAAGACUUCCUUCAAAACCCUCAGCUGCACGGCCCUAAAAUCCAGGCCAUGUUGGUGUGGGAUAACAUCCCUCCAACCGAUCCUUCAACUCUCCAGUUGCUUCCCUCGCUGAAGGUGGUAGCCAACGGAGGAGUGGGCAUCGACCACCUGGAUGUGCCGUACAUCAGCAGUCUGGGAGUGAAGGUGACCAACACGCCCGGGGUGGUGAGCAAUGCCACUGCAGACAUGGCCAUGGGUCUGCUUCUGGCAUCAGCUCGCAAGAUUGUUCAAUGUCACCAAAUAUCUGUUGACCCCAAGACCACUAAUCAUAAACCACAAUGCCUGAUGGGAGUUGAAGUCACAGGGUCGACUAUGGGGAUUAUAGGAAUGGGACACAUUGGCUGCAAAAUCGCUCAAAGAGGCAAAGGAUUUGACAUGAAGAUCCUGUAUCACAACAGGAACAGGAGGAGUGUUGAGGAUGAGCAGGCCGUGGGUGCAACUUAUUGUGAGAAAAUGGAUGACCUGCUGAAAGAGUCAGACUUUGUGGUGCUGGCGGUCAACCUGAGCCCUGAGACCACCGGCCUGAUUGGCCACAGAGAGCUGAACCUCAUGAAACCAACAACAACACUGGUCAACAUCAGCAGAGGUCGGGUUGUGGAUCAGGAAGCUUUGGUCAAAGCUCUGCAGUCGGGAACAAUUCUUGCAGCAGCUUUAGACGUGACUUACCCUGAACCGCUGCCAAGGGAUCAUCCUCUGCUUGGCCUACCUAAUGUGCUGAUUACCCCCCACGUUGGCACUGACACUCUUUCCACAUGUAGAAAGAUUGUGCAGAGGAUGGUAGAAAAUGCUGUGGCUGUACUGAAAGGCCAUUCUAUUCCUAAUGAAGUCAAACCAAAAUGAAAUGCCUCAUCUGUCCAUGGUUAGAAGUGUUUUAUGGUUCAUUCUUACCUGUUGAUCUUCCUAUGUUGUUAUCUGCCAUAGUUACUGUUAUUAAUUAAGAUGUAUUAAUGUAACAUUAAGAUAACUACAAUAUCAGCUAGAACUUGUUUAAUGUCACUCUUCUGUAAACCAAUGUUAGAUAUGAAAUUACAUGAUGAUGUUAGCAUUGCGCAUUACCAUUACAUUUUAAUUACGGAAAAACUGUUUUUGUACAUGCUGCAAUAAAUAAAAAGUAUAAAGCUACCUCAAA
This is a messenger RNA of Eleginops maclovinus (Patagonian blennie), 1595 nucleotides long. RefSeq lists its product as uncharacterized. The transcript has 7 exons. NCBI's taxonomy places the organism in Eukaryota, Metazoa, Chordata, Actinopteri, Perciformes, Eleginopidae. The coding region runs from base 218 to 1306 and encodes 362 amino acids. Gene Ontology annotation, molecular function: oxidoreductase activity, acting on the CH-OH group of donors, NAD or NADP as acceptor; NAD binding. The record is from RefSeq and is a predicted model, not a curated record.